AUGGAGAACCAGACAGAAGUGCAGGACUUCAUUCUUCUGGGUCUGACAAAUGACCACCAAAUGCAGCACAUUCUCUUCCCGUUUUUCCUGCUGCUGUACAUAGCCAGCUUGCUAGGAAAUAGAGCCAUUGUGGCCGUAGCACAGGCUGAGCCCCGUCUCCACACUCCCAUGUAUUUUUUUCUUAGCAAUCUCUCCUGGCUGGACAUUUUCUACUCUACAGUCACUGUGCCCAAAAUGCUGAAUGGCUUCCUCGUUGAUCCCCAGGUGAUUUCUUUUCUUGGAUGCCUGACUCAGCUGCACUUCUUUUACUUCCUAGGCAGUACCGAGGGCAUCCUUCUGGGUGUCAUGGCCUUUGAUCGCUACGUAGCUAUAUGCAACCCACUGCGUUAUACCGUCAUUAUGAACAAAUGGGUUUGCCUCCUGCUAGCUGGGAUAACCUGGGCUAUUGGGUUUGUUCAUGGCUUGAUGCACACAGUAGUGACCUCCCGGCUAUGGUUCUGUGGCCCUAACCACGUCCAGCACUUCUUCUGUGAUGUCAAGCCCCUGCUGAAACUGGCCUGCAGUAGCACCACCCUUAACCUGAUCCUUAUCAAUAUUGUCACUGGUUCCAUUGCUUUGGGCUCUUUCUUGGUCACACUUCUGUCCUACUUCUACAUCAUAUCCUUCAUUGUGUCCAAAAUUCAGUCCUGGGCAAGCCGUUGGAAAUCCUUCUCCACUUGUGCCUCCCACCUGACAGUGGUGGUGCUCAUGUAUGUUUCUGUUCUUUCCAACUAUAUGCUUGCCUCUGCUGGCGAGUCUGCUGAAAGAGAGAUUAUUACCACAUUAAUGUACAGUGCCGUCACUCCAGUCCUGAAUCCUCUCAUCUUCACUCUGAGAAAUCAAGAUGUAAAAUCAGCUCUGAAGAAACUGAUGGACAGGAAACUCUGGUCAAGAAGGAUAUGA
This is a messenger RNA of Euleptes europaea (tarantolino), 942 nucleotides long. Its product is annotated as olfactory receptor 12D1-like. The transcript has a single exon. Bases 1 to 942 code for a protein of 313 amino acids. Lineage: Eukaryota; Metazoa; Chordata; Lepidosauria; Squamata; Sphaerodactylidae. Gene Ontology annotation, cellular component: membrane. Gene Ontology annotation, molecular function: olfactory receptor activity; G protein-coupled receptor activity. Gene Ontology annotation, biological process: G protein-coupled receptor signaling pathway. The record is from RefSeq and is a predicted model, not a curated record.